AUUAUUCCUUCGUACCACUGAAGCCGUGAACCCGGAAAUGAGAUUCGGCCCGUAUAGAACAGGAAAGCCGAGAUAAAGAUUCGCCGCGACAUUCUGGUGCUACUUUCUCGGGAGAGUGGGAAAUCAAUGGCAGCUCGUUUGCUGAGGAGAGCGCUGUUAAGAGCUUCGAGGCCUCUGCCAUCGUCGUCUCCGGUUACAAGCCAAAGUUCUUUGCUAUUUCCUCUCUCUGAGCCGUCAACUUCUGCCAAUUCUCCUCCUUUCUCGCCCCUAAAUUUCUCGUGCAAUAGCAUCUGUUGUCGCCGUCUCUCUUCUCUGAGCGAGGAGUCUCAUGGCCCCGCGGCAAUUGAUUACCGCUCUACGCUGCAGGAAGAUGAGUAUCACAUGUUGGCUAAUUCUACAAUCCAUGAUCUCCUUGAGAAGCUUGAGGAAUAUGGUGACUCUGUGGAGAUCGACGGAUACGACGUUGACUAUGGGAAUGAGGUCUUAACCUUGAAGCUUGGGAGUUUGGGAACUUAUGUGAUAAACAAGCAAACACCAAAUAGACAGAUUUGGAUGUCAUCUCCAGUGAGUGGCCCAUCAAGGUUCGAUUGGGACCAGAAUGCUCAAGCUUGGAUUUAUAGACGAACAAAAGAAAACCUGAUUCAAGUUUUAGAAACGGAGUUGGAAAAGCUGUGUGGACAACCUAUUAGUCUUUCUUAAGUUUCACUAAAUAACAUUUCAUUUACGUCGAAGUUUUUUGUCUCCAGAACACAUUGUCAUACUUUGAGCACUUGCACUUAGCCCUCCUUUUCUUUUCACCAUGUUUCCCCAUUACAUAUUGCAGCCUCACAUCUUCAUCACAAUCGCAGGCUAUGUUCAUAGCACGGCAACAAAUUAUAUGCCAGAAACUCAAAAGAGCAGGGGCUUGAAUGCUGCCCAUGAGCUCCGUUAUAUCAUGGAAGUUUUGGUACGUGUUAAACAUUACGAGAAAGUGUUCUAAAAAUGAUGAUACCAUGCUAUGUAAGAAAUAUUCUUGCAUAAUCAAAUUGGUCAUCGAUCAUCUGAAAUAUCGAAUUGUUGUGGAUGACAAUAUUCUCUCAGUCCUAGACAUGACUGGUAGGAAGAACCAUUUCAUGAUUUGCACUUGCGAAACGAAAGAUGAAAUAAUACUGCACAUUUGGUAUCUA
This is a messenger RNA of Sesamum indicum (sesame), 1166 nucleotides long. It is a transcript of the gene FH, whose product is annotated as frataxin-like protein. The record is from RefSeq and is a predicted model, not a curated record. Gene Ontology annotation, biological process: intracellular iron ion homeostasis; iron incorporation into metallo-sulfur cluster. Gene Ontology annotation, molecular function: ferric iron binding; iron chaperone activity; ferrous iron binding. Lineage: Eukaryota; Viridiplantae; Streptophyta; Magnoliopsida; Lamiales; Pedaliaceae. Gene Ontology annotation, cellular component: mitochondrion.